GAAUGCGGGGAAUGAAAGGGGAAUGGCACUAGGCGCAAGACCGUUUGAUGACGCCGCAAGAGGAGUGGUAGGGGAGGUGGGGUUGCGUCGGGCAGACCUGUUUGAGCUGGCAGCAGAGGCGGGGCGAGAGUGGGAGGCGAGGCGCGGAAGGAAUGGGGGAAAGGGAAGGGUGAAGAAGAUGUGA
Molecule: messenger RNA, 184 nt
Organism: Closterium sp. Naga37s-1
Lineage: Eukaryota; Viridiplantae; Streptophyta; Zygnematophyceae; Desmidiales; Closteriaceae
Source: the annotation of a GenBank genome assembly